AUGUGCUCAAUCCCAGACGUCAAUGCCGAUAAGGUAUCCUUAAUCAACAUCCCCAUCGUGGACCUUCAACCAUUCACUUCCGACGAGAGUACACUCGAAGACCGCCGCAAGGCUGCUCAAACCCUAGUCACUGCCUGCCGCGAGGUUGGCUUCGUGUACAUCAAGAACCACGGUGUCCCUCCGGAUGAAUUGGAAAAAGCAUUUGCAAUAUCCAAGAAAUUCUACGACCUGCCUACCGAGCAGAAGAUGAAAGCGCCCCAUCCGCCUGGCUGGGCGGUACAUAGAGGCUACUCAUGGCCCGGACUGGAGAAGGUGUCGAGCGCAAUCAGCGACAAGGACGACGAGGAAUUCGUCAAGGAAUUGCGUGAAGUACAGGAUUACAAGGAAAGCUAUGAAGUGGGUUCGGAGAACAACCCGGACCAACCCAACAUCUGGCCCCCGCCAGACGUAUUACCAGAAUGGCGCCCCUUCAUGACAAUGUUUUACUGGACAUGUUUCGAGGCGGGCAAGAAGCUCCUCCGUGCUCUUGCGCUAGGUAUUGGUCUAGAGGAAAACCAUCUCCUACAGUACCAUAGCGGCGACUACAAUCAAUUGCGACUCCUCCAUUAUCCGCCCAUACCGGCCCGGGCGAUUGAAGGAGGGAAAUCCGCCAGAAUGCCCGCGCACACCGACUGGAGUACGAUAACGAUGCUGUUCCAAGACGACUGUGGCGGUUUACAGGUCGAGGAUCCGAGGAAGGCCGGUGAAUUCAUGGACGUCGCACCCAUACCAGGGACUUUAGUGAUGAAUGUGGGUGAUCUGCUAAUGAGAUGGAGCAAUGACUAUCUCAAAUCAACCUCUCACCGCGUCCAACUCCCGCCGAAACAAGACCGGUUUACCGGCGAUGAACGCCUGACGCGAGCACGCUACUCCAUCCCCUACUUCAUCACGACCGACCCAGACAGAUUGAUCGAGUGUCUGCGCUUUGACGAUGAGCACCCACCGAAAUACGAACCCAUCACGCAGCGGGACUAUGCCGCGAUGCGGGCGAGGAUGCAGUACUGA
Rhinocladiella mackenziei CBS 650.93 is the source of this 1044-nucleotide messenger RNA. RefSeq lists its product as uncharacterized. The transcript is spliced from 3 exons. Lineage: Eukaryota; Fungi; Ascomycota; Eurotiomycetes; Chaetothyriales; Herpotrichiellaceae. Bases 1 to 1044 code for a protein of 347 amino acids. The record is from RefSeq and is a predicted model, not a curated record.